Cladophialophora yegresii CBS 114405 is the source of this 1008-nucleotide messenger RNA. RefSeq lists its product as uncharacterized. The record is from RefSeq and is a predicted model, not a curated record. NCBI's taxonomy places the organism in Eukaryota, Fungi, Ascomycota, Eurotiomycetes, Chaetothyriales, Herpotrichiellaceae. The transcript has a single exon. The coding region runs from base 1 to 1008 and encodes 335 amino acids.
AUGGCUGCCCGUAGAAGGUCGGAUCGUCUAUCAGUUGACCAAUCGUCGCUUCUUACCUUCAGCGACCUUACUAGCGAGGCCAGUAAGGAGAUCGGGAACCGGGCCAGCACCAAUCCGGACUGUGCUCUCUUUCUUGUGCCCGUUAGCGGACCCUCUUACACGUCGACCCGUACCUGGAAGAGCCAAGCCGUCAAGGAUAGCGAGGAGUAUGAACGCAUGCGACAACGUGUCCGCCAUUUUGCACCAGAGCAGUUUAAGCCCAAUGCUAAGCUUGGUCGGGGUCCGUCCGAAAUCUUUCCUCAGAACGUGGCCGAAUGGAUAACCCACAAGAAGGAGAUGCUCACGAUUGCCGAGACCGAGACCAAGAAGAACUGCGACGUGCUGAAGGCUCAGAUCGAAGCACAAAAGAAAGUCCCCAAGCAGCAGCGCAAGAUCAAAUCGGUGUUCGGUGAGGGAGGGAAGGUGUUCAACGACGGGCUGAGUCCUGUGCUUUGUCUCCCGACGAUCUGGUCAGCCGAAUGCUCCCAAAAGCCAACGAACUGGCCCAGCAAGGCGGAACUGCAGUGGAACGGAGACAGUCGACGGUGCUCCCUGGCAAGGACCAAAUGUGGUCGAUACCUACCACCACCGCGUAACUCUACCAAUCUGUCUGCGCCCUUCCAAGAGCAGCCCUUUCAGAAGCCGCAUGCUCUUGACGAGACCGGCCCUGUCUUUCAAUGUGGUCCCUCUCCAGCAGAGUCAUACCACGGGAACCUCAAUAUGAACAACGACCCAGGAUUCGAGGCUGCCGGCGCGUUCUAUCUCGGCACGGAAUUGAUAAAGGAAAUCGGCGAGUGGAAGCCUUCUUUCGUCCCGGAACGGCGCGAGGAACAGCUGGCGAGUACCGCGGAUGCCAUGGUGAUCUAUGAUGAGGACGGCAUGUUCGGGACUCCAGACGUCGGCGAAGCCAGCUGGAACGAAGACAGCAUGCUUUCUAACACGUGGGAACAGCAGCAGGUCUGGUACUAG